GAUGGAUUGAUUUGACACACUGCAUGUUUCCUCCAAGUGUCCAUAUAGAAGAAACGUUUUAAAAUGUUGCGUUUGUGCGUUCUUAUUAGUGUGUUGCUGGUGUCAGCUUAUGGCAAUGUUCUUCCAGAAAGCGAUGUACUAUUGCCAACUUUGCCACGACCACGCUAUGGACAAUACAGUGCAGUUCCAUCACUGAGAGGAAAUCGCAUUGUGGGUGGAUUCGAAAUCGACAUCACUGAUGCUCCCCACCAGGUAUCCCUUCAGUCAAGAGGUAGCCACAUCUGCGGAGGUUCGAUUAUAUCUCCAGAAUGGGUUCUGACGGCGGCACAUUGUACGGAUGGAGCAUCCGCGUCGAACUUACGUGUUCGAGUAGGAUCCACUAAACAUGCCUCGGGUGGUGCAGUCGUUUCCAUCAGUCGAAUUGUACAGCAUCCACAGUUCAGCUACAGUACAAUCGAUUAUGACUAUUCGCUACUGAAGUUGGCUAAAAAAGUGACUUUGGGCAACAGUUCUCAAGUUAUUGCCCUACCCGAACAAGAUGAACCAGUUCCGGAUGGUACGCUUUGUGAAGUUUCCGGAUGGGGAAAUACUCAGAGCAUAACCCAAUCUCGUGACAAGCUUCGAGCGGCUUACGUCCCAUCGUACAACCAAGCCCAGUGCAACAAAGCCUAUAGUAUGUACGGUGGCGUAACGGAUCGCAUGAUUUGCGCCGGUUUCCAACAGGGUGGCAAGGACGCCUGCCAGGGAGAUUCUGGUGGUCCACUGGUGGCCAACGGAAAGCUGGUCGGAAUCGUUUCGUGGGGUCUAGGCUGCGCCCAGCCAAACUAUCCUGGCGUUUACUCUCGGGUGGCCGCUGCACGUGACUGGAUUCGCAGUAAUAGCGGCGUUUAGGCCUAACGUGUUCACAAGUGUAUCAUUCAUGUCGAUCAACGCAAGUGCUAUUCAAUGGACCCCGAUCACGGAUUAUGCUGCGAGUCUGUUAUUUUUAUUGGAAUAAAGCCCUCGUAAAUCACCACUCA
Messenger RNA from Aedes aegypti (yellow fever mosquito), 1019 nucleotides. RefSeq names its product trypsin-1. Gene Ontology annotation, biological process: proteolysis. Gene Ontology annotation, molecular function: serine-type endopeptidase activity. Lineage: Eukaryota; Metazoa; Arthropoda; Insecta; Diptera; Culicidae. The coding region runs from base 64 to 891 and encodes 275 amino acids. The transcript is spliced from 3 exons. The record is from RefSeq and is a predicted model, not a curated record.